UUGAUGGAAAACUACACCAGCAACAGCUUCGUGCUCCAGCUGGAGGGGUUAAACGUUUCAAAGGAUUCAACAUACCCUGUGUUCCUCUUCCUCUGUUUCUCCUAUCUGUUUAUUAUGGUCACAAAUGUCAGCAUUGCUGUUCUGGUUUUCACUGACAAAAACCUUCACCAGCCCAUGUACCUGCUGUUCUGCAACCUGCCAUUUAAUGACAUCCUUGGAAACUCUAUCAUGGUCCCCCGUUUGCUUGAAGACAUGUUGCGUCCUCCCUCUGAACGACUCAUCAGUUAUUAUGAAUGUGUGAUUCAAGCUUUCACCUCUCACAUGUUCGGCACCACUUCCCACACAGUGCUGAUGAUCAUGGCCUUUGACAGAUAUGUGGCCAUCUGUAAUCCCCUGCGCUACACUGCCAUAAUGACCAACAGAAUGGUGAUGAAGCUGACAGUGUCUGCCUGGGGAGUGGCCUUUGUUUUGGUGGCGAUUCUGCUCGGUCUGACCAUACGGCUGAACCGGUGCAGGACUCUGAUUAUGAAUCCUUACUGUGACAAUGCCUCACUCUUUAAACUCUCCUGUGAGAGUGUGGUAAUCAAUAACAUCUAUGGCCUCACUUUCACUGUGGUGCUGUUCACAGCUUCUAUAGGCAGCAUGGUUCUCACCUACACUAAGAUCACAGUGGUCUGUCUGACCAGUAAGAACAAGUCUCUGAACAGGAAAGCCCUGAAGACCUGCAGCACUCACCUGGUUGUGUAUCUGAUCAUGCUGAUCAGUGGAUUUGUUGUCAUCAUUCUUCAUCGCUUCCCUCAGUACUCAGACCACAGGAAACUCUCCAGCAUUUUGUUUCAUAUCAUCCCCGGCAGCCUCAACCCCAUUAUCUAUGGUGUGCAGUCCAAAGAAUUAAAAAGAUUCUUGUCAAAACUAUUUGAGCCCAAGAAAAUUUUGCCAUCGUUCUAA
Molecule: messenger RNA, 948 nt
Organism: Toxotes jaculatrix (banded archerfish)
Lineage: Eukaryota; Metazoa; Chordata; Actinopteri; Toxotidae
Product: olfactory receptor 146-like
Exons: 1
Coding region: 4-948 (314 amino acids)
Biological process (GO): G protein-coupled receptor signaling pathway
Cellular component (GO): membrane
Molecular function (GO): olfactory receptor activity; G protein-coupled receptor activity
Source: RefSeq, a predicted model, not a curated record